CAACGGCCCCUUCCUCCCAAUCCUCAGCUGACGGGCAGCCGCUCUUCCUCCCACUCUCCCAUUGUAUCGCUCCUCAAACAGCGAGAUAGACACUCACUAGCCAGCAACAGACCAACCAUGUCUGCACAAGCCAAUGCCCCUACCCAGCCUGAGCAGCAGCCGCCUUGUGAGGAUGUCAAGCAGGCUGAGGAAAGUAAACCCGAGGAGCCUCAGCCCCAGGAGCAGCAGCCAGAUACAGCGGCGGAGGCAGCAGCACCAGCACAGGAGGAAGAGGCGGCGGCGGCUCAGCCCGAGAAAACCUACAAGUCCUUGGUCCUCUCUGCCCAUGGGGGCUAUGAUAAAGUUAAGCUGCACACCAAGAAGGGCUCGCCUACCCCUAAAGCCGGCGAGGUGCUGGUCCGGGUCAAAGCCUGUGGGCUGAACUUUGCCGACUUGAUGGCCAGACAGGGAGUGUACGAUCGGCUGCCGUCCCUGCCCGUCUCUCUGGGCAUGGAGUGCGCGGGCAUCGUGGAGGAGCUGGGAGAGGGGGUGACUGACAGGCAGGUUGGUGACAAAGUUAUGGUUCUGAAUCGUUUCGGCCUCUGGCAGGAGCUCAUUUCUAUCCAAACCAACCACACUUUCCUCAUGCCUGAUGGGAUGAGUUUUGAAGAGGGGGCUGCCUUCCUGGUCAACUACAUAACCGCCUACAUGAUUCUCUUCCACUUUGGAAACCUGAGACCAAACCAAAGUGUUCUUAUCCACAUGGCUGCAGGUGGCGUGGGGACGGCAGCUGUUCAGCUCUGUAAAACAGUGGAGAACAUUACAAUAUUUGGAACUGCAUCUGCGUCAAAGCAUGAAAGCCUGAAGGAGAGUGGGGUUUCCCAUCCCAUUGACUACAGGAGCAACGAUUAUGUGGAGGAGGUGCGAAAAGUUUCCCCAAAAGGAGUUGAUAUUGUCAUGGACCCACUUGGAGGAACAGACACCUGUAAAGCCUUCAACCUAUUGAAACCUAUGGGCAAGCUGGUGAUCUAUGGGGCGGCAAAUUUGUUAACUGGACAAAAGAAAAACCUGAUGGCGUUGGCCAAGUCCUGGUGGAACCAGUUCAACGUGACAGCCAUGCAGCUCAUAAAUGCAAACAAGGCAGUGUGUGGCUUUCAUCUGGGGCAUCUCGAUGACGAACUGGAGUUGAUCACGGGCGUAGUGGUCACACUGCUGGAUCUUUACAAGCAGGGCAAGAUCAAGCCGAAAAUUGAUACCAUGUUUUCUUUUGAACAGGUGGGGGAUGCAAUGAGACAAAUGCAAGAGAAGAAAAAUGUUGGCAAAGUUAUCCUGAUCCCUGACAUGCCAAAGGAAGAGGGAGAAAAGGAUGCAAAGGGCGAGGCGAAGAAGGAUGCAAAGGAGGAAACCAAAAAAGAAGCCAAGGGGGAGUCGAAAAAAGAAACAAAAGAGGAGGCUAAAAAGGAUGCUAAGGAGGAUGCAAAAAAGGAUGCCAAGAAAGAAGAAAACUAGAGCGGUGUAGUGCAGCUUAGAGGGAGUGGAAGGUUGGCUGGUGGUAAUAAUGGUCCUAUAGUGUGUGUGUGUUGUGUUUGUGUUUGGGGAUGGAACUAAGCAAAGUAGAGAUGUCAUGCUUUGGUUGCCAGAUGAUGUUUCAUCCCCAUGUUGCAGUGGAUAGGUAUAUACUCUCUUGCCCACAACAAACACCAGGGUUGCUAUACAGAACGUUCACUGCUCCCCUAUGUGAAAUUGGCAACGUGCAUCAGAUUUACCAAAGGGCACGGUUUUGCCGUGAUUUUCUUUGAUUUUAUCCGAUGCCGCUUUCAUCUGCGAAAUGUUGUUUCUAUAUGUGAUUCUCUCCUUUUCAUAUGCCUAUUUCUCUUGUGUAUUUACAUCAUUAAACAUUCAUUUUUUUUUGAUAAUACGUUUCUAAUAAGGCAGGUGUUCAUUUUACUACAAGCAUGAACUUCAAUGCUCCCUGCACUCCUUCAGAACCCACAGCCGUUGUAACUGCUCUUUCGUACUGACAAUAUCUCAUACAUAAUUGCAUUUUGCUGUUAUAUCAGCUGGGGGUCUUUCUAGUUCACUGAAAACUAAAGGUUGGUUUGACUGGAAUAAAUUACCUUCAGGGUCUAUGUCUUGAAUGUUGGAGACCAAAUGAAGUUGACAACUCAGCUGCUGUCUUUUGGUUAAAUGAAUCUUCUACUUGCGAGUCUAGGCCAUUUUAAUAAACCUGGUAAAUUGAGGUAUCUGCCCAGGGUCAGUCUUUCAACUGUCCUCUCGUUUUAAUCCGUGGUAAGCGCGCUCUCUGGCCUUUUUUUUUUUUUUUUUGUAGUAGUAGCCUAAUUUACUGCUUUAUUAGCAUUUCUGCCCAGUCCAUUCUUACAGUCACACAAGCACCUUGGCAUAUCCAUUUUGGACAAGAACCCUUGGUGGAAUGCUCAACACAUGCAACCCAGAAAAACAUAAUACACUCAGGACAGCCUAUGAGUUAACAGCACACCCAACUACUCCACCAGAUACACUUGGGUGAUUGGCUUGGAGAUUUGGCCACAUUCUAAUACCUCGUGAUAUAAGAAAAAUCUUCAUUGUUCUGACCUUUUUUUCCUAUAUCAAGUUACCGACAAACCACAUUUAAUUCUUGGUGUCUUGACUGAUGUCUUUUUGCCAUCCCAUAUUUGUAAUGUAUUAAUUGGUGGUGGUUACCAACCCUUCUGCAAGGAUGGAUUAAGUGAAAGAGAUGCUACCUCAUUCCUCCAAAACUGGAUAUAUUUACUCCUAAUGCUUACAAGCUAUUUGCUUAUUUUGAUGCAUUCUAUGGUUGCAUGGAAACUGGCUCAGAAUGCGAUUUGGUGUGCAAUGCCAAAAGAAUUGUUGAUUUAUUGUAGUAGGAUUUUAAAACUGAUUAAAAUGAUGGGUGUAUUAUUUCUAAAAGAUCCCUUAUCUGCAGUGCAGUGAGCCUGUGGCUGUUCUGUCAAAGCCUUGUGGGAAGAACUGGCUUGUAAUUUUUCUUCCUCAUUGCAUUUCCUCCUGAUCAGUCCUAAUAUAUAAUAUAAAAAUAUAAUCACAUUCUCCAGCAUUAGCAUCAUUAAAAUCUCCUAGAAUUAAGUAGUAGGACCAGUAUUUGUUGGGGGUGGAGCAGAUGUGUGGGAGCUCCCUGUUGGGAUCUUUGCACUGGCUGCAGUCUACAGAAAAAAAAUUGUAAAGUGUGCCAUGUUGCUGGAUUGAGCUAUCUUAAACACUUUUGGAGGCUAAUAUUGUGUAUGCUACAUUUUUGCCAAAGCACAAACUUAAACACAAUACAGUUCUUAGCUACAAUAGAAUAUACAGGUACCUGAUGAAAGACACUUGAUGUUGUGAUUUUGCUUUUGUGUGUGUUGGUUCAAUAAACUGCCUGUGAGAGUUUAA
Xenopus tropicalis (tropical clawed frog) is the source of this 3381-nucleotide messenger RNA. It is a transcript of the gene vat1, whose product is annotated as vesicle amine transport 1. Lineage: Eukaryota; Metazoa; Chordata; Amphibia; Anura; Pipidae. The transcript is spliced from 6 exons. The record is from RefSeq and is a predicted model, not a curated record. Gene Ontology annotation, cellular component: membrane. Bases 118 to 1488 code for a protein of 456 amino acids. Gene Ontology annotation, molecular function: quinone reductase (NADPH) activity; zinc ion binding; oxidoreductase activity.